Messenger RNA from Zasmidium cellare ATCC 36951, 1173 nucleotides. RefSeq lists its product as uncharacterized. The transcript has a single exon. NCBI's taxonomy places the organism in Eukaryota, Fungi, Ascomycota, Dothideomycetes, Mycosphaerellales, Mycosphaerellaceae. The coding region runs from base 1 to 1173 and encodes 390 amino acids. The record is from RefSeq and is a predicted model, not a curated record.
AUGGCGGUUCAAGGGUGGAACCCGAUCAAUUACAUCAGCACCGGCGCUGACGACGAGGGCAAUGAGAUCUUCGAGGUCGUACAACUCCCCAUCCUUCCUCCAAAGCGCCGCCCGCCAAUCUGCUGCUGCCUCGGGCCUCACAAACACAAGGUCGAAGAAUAUGAAGACGGUCCAGACUCUCCGACCUCUCCUCGAGCCCCAAAAGUCGCCGCAAAGAAGAAUCGCCCAGCCGCGCAGGCAAAAUAUCAGGACUACCCACCCGAGACCUCACACCAAGAGAUGAUCGACGGAGAUCCGAGCCUGCUCAGCCACGACAACAUCUACCGCAUCGCACAAAAGUACAACAUGGCCGAACUUGCCGACGCUGUCAAUGCGAGCCAUGGCAUGUCAGUUGUCACCUCCCAGCUUCUCUGCAACCGACUUCAGCGUUCUGUCGAUGCUAAAGUCAAGCGUGAGGGUAGGACGAGGGCAGAUGUACGCGAGGAACUGCGGCAGGUCCAGCUUGCCAAUGGCGUGCCGCUCAAUGGCAGGAAGCGUAAGAGUGACGUUGGUGAGGCCGGAGAGCAGAAUGUUGGCAAGAAGCGGAAGGCUGAGACGAAAGGCGAAGAAAAGGGUCCGUUGAAGAAGCGAAAGGCGGAUGCAGGUAGCGAAGUCGAGGAGCCGGCCGAGAAGCAGAAGGCUGGAUGCGGGGGCGAAGUCAACGAAGUUGUCGAGCAGAACGCAGGAACGCAAGCCUCAGUCAAGGAUGUUGUCAAGCAGAACGCAGGCAUGCAAGACCCGGUCGAGCAUGCAGAGCAGAAGCGGAAGGCAAGUUCAGAGGCCGAAAUCCUAGAGGUGGUCAAGCAGCUCGUGGGCUCGCAAGGUGUUGUCCAGGAGGCCGCCAUGGAGCAAACGGGCGGUGUUGAAGGCCAAGUCAAGGACGGAGUCGAGCAGAACGCACGCCCGCAAGAUUUGGUCAAGGAGGCAAGCAAGAAGCGAAAGGCAGACCCAAAGGGAGAGGACAAGGAGGUGAUCAAGAAGCGGAAGAGUGCUACAGACGUCGACCUCGAGUCCGAUCAGGAGGUGGCAGAGAAGGUACCGAGUGGUGAUAACGAGGGAAUCCGGGCGAAAAAGCAGGCAACCCCGGACAGAGUGGUAACGGCUUCCGGCUUCGUCUUGUGGAAUAUUGACUAG